Messenger RNA from Porites evermanni, 4569 nucleotides. NCBI's taxonomy places the organism in Eukaryota, Metazoa, Cnidaria, Anthozoa, Scleractinia, Poritidae. The record is from the annotation of a GenBank genome assembly.
AUGGACAACAUCUUGGAGAUUCUACAGACCAUUCAUAUUGGUGCAGUCGUUGCAACUUUCCUUUUCAACACUGGACGUAUUAUAAAAGCAGUAGACAUCUUUAACGAAUGUUUGGUGCUCCUUAACGGUAAAGCCCUAGAGACAAUCAAAGAACUUACCACACCACUUCUUAUCUAUGUAUACCGUAAACUUCUUGAUGGCUAUACUUGUGUGUACGAUCACACCCGUGCGAUAGAAUGUGGUAAAAAGCUUCUAGUGACACUACACAAUAGUGACCAAAAACAAGUAGAAGGGAUGACAUUACUUAAACUAGCGAACAUCUACUAUCAAAGAAGCAAAUACGAGAAAGCAAAACAGUUUUACGAGAAGGCACUCAGCAUCAUGAUUGAGGCUGGAAAUAAUCGCGGAGUUGGAACAUGUUACGGAAAUCUAGGGACCGUGUUUCUUUCUGUUGGUCAAUAUACCAAGGCUGAAGAAUACCUUCAUAAAGCACUAGUGAUCAGGAAAGAAAUCGGUGACAAAGAAGGGGAAGCAUCAGAUUACGGAAAUCUAGGAACUUUGUUUCAUUAUGUUGGUCAAUAUACAAGGGCAGAAGAGUACCUUCACAAAGCACUAGUGAUCAGGAAAGAAAAUGGUGACAAACAAGGAGAAGCAUCUGAUUACGGAAAUCUAGGAACUGUGUUUAAAUCUGUUGGUCAAUAUACGAAGGCAGAAGAGUACCUUCAGAAAGCACUAGUGAUCAGGAAAGAAAUCGGUGACAAAGAAGGGGAAGCAUCAGAUUACGGAAAUCUAGGAACUUUGUUUCAUUAUGUUGGUCAAUAUACAAGGGCAGAAGAGUACCUUCACAAAGCACUAGUGAUCAGGAAAGAAAAUGGUGACAAACAAGGAGAAGCAUCUGAUUACGGAAAUCUAGGAACUGUGUUUAAAUCUGUUGGUCAAUAUACGAAGGCAGAAGAGUACCUUCAGAAAGCACUAGUGAUCAGGAAAGAAAUCGGUGACAAAGAAGGGGAAGCAUCAGAUUACGGAAAUCUAGGAACUUUGUUUCAUUAUGUUGGUCAAUAUACAAGGGCAGAAGAGUACCUUCACAAAGCACUAGUGAUCAGGAAAGAAAAUGGUGACAAACAAGGAGAAGCAUCUGAUUACGGAAAUCUAGGAACUGUGUUUAAAUCUGUUGGUCAAUAUACGAAGGCAGAAGAGUACCUUCAGAAAGCACUAGUGAUCAGGAAAGAAAUCGGUGACAAAGAAGGAGAAGCAUCAGAUUACGGAAAUCUAGGAAUUGUGUUCCUUUCUGUUGGUCAAUAUACCAAGGCUGAAGAAUACCUUCAAAAAGCAGUAGUGAUCAGUAAAGAAAUCGGUGACAAAGAAGGAGAAGCAUCAAAUUACGGAAAUCUAGGAGCUGUGUUAAAAUUUCUUGGUCAAUAUACCAAGGCUGAAGAAUACUUGCAAAAAGCACUAGUGAUCAGGAAAGAAAUCGGUGACAAAACAGGAGAAGCAUCUGCUUACGGAUAUCUAGGAACUGUGUUUAAAUCUGUUGGUCAAUAUACCAAGGCUGAAGGAUACCUUCAAAAAGCACUAGUCAUUAGGAAAGAAAUCGGCGACAAAGAAGGAGAAGCAUCAGAUUAUGGAAAUCUAGGAACUGUGUUUCUUUCUGUUGCUCAAUAUACCAAGGCUAAAGAAUACCUUCAAAAAGCACUAGUGAUCAGCAAAGAAGUCGGUGACAAGAAAGGAGAAGCAUCAGAUUACGGAAAUCUAGGAACUGUAUUUAGAUUACUUGGUCAAUAUACCAAGGCUGAAGAAUACCUUCAAAAAGCAAUAGUGAUCAUGAAAGAAAUCGGUGACAAAAGAGGAGAAGCAUCUGCUUACGGAAAUCUAGGAACUGUGUUUCAAUCUGUUGGUCAAUAUACCAAGGCUGAAGAAUACCUUCAAAACGCACUAGUGAUCAAGGGAGAAAUCGGUGACAAAGAAGGAGAAGCAUCAGAUUACGGAAAUCUAGGAAUUGUGUUCCUUUCUGUUGGUCAAUAUACCAAAGCAGAAGAGUACCUUCAGAAAGCACUAGUAAUCACGAAAGAAAUCGGUGACAAAAAAGGAGAAGCAUCUGCUUACGGAAAUCUAGGAACUGUGUUUAAAUCUGUUGGUCAAUAUACCAAGGCUGAAGAAUACCUUCAAAUAGCGCUAGUGAUCAGGAAGGAAAUCGGUGACAAAGAAGGAGAAGCAGCAGUUUACGGAAAUCUAGGAAGUGUGUUUCAAAAUGUUGGUCAAUAUACCAAGGCUGAAGAAUACCUUCAAAAAGCACUAGUGAUCACGAAAGAAAUCGGUGACAAAAAAGGAGAAGCAGCAGUUUACGGAAAUCUAGGAACUGUGUUUAAAUGUGUUGGUCAAUAUACCAAGGCUGAAGAAUACCUUGAGAAAGCACUAGUGAUCAGGAAAGAAAUCGGUGACAAAGAAGGAGAAGCAUCUGCUUACGGAAAUCUAGGAACUGUGUUUAAAUCUGUUGGUCAAUAUACCAAGGCUGAAGAAUACCUUGAAAAAGCACUAGUGAUCAGAAAAGAAAUCGGUAACAAAAAAGGAGAAGCAUCAAAUUACGGAAAUCUAGGAACUGUGUUUCAAUCUGUUGGUCAAGAUACCAAGGCUGAAGAGUACCUUCAGAAAGCACUGGUGAUCAGUAAAGAAAUCGGUGACAAACAAGGAGAAGCAUCUGCUUACGGAAAUCUAGGAACUGUGUUUAAAUCUGUUGGUCAAUAUACCAAGGCUGAAGAAUACCUUGAAAAAGCACUAGUGAUCAGAAAAGAAAUCGGUAACAAAAAAGGAGAAGCAUCAAAUUACGGAAAUCUAGGAACUGUGUUUCAAUCUGUUGGUCAAGAUACCAAGGCUGAAGAGUACCUUCAGAAAGCACUGGUGAUCAGUAAAGAAAUCGGUGACAAACAAGGAGAAGCAUCUGCUUACGGAAAUCUAGGAACUGUGUUUAAAUCUGUUGGUCAAUAUACCAAGGCUGAAGAAUACCUUGAAAAAGCACUAGUGAUCAGAAAAGAAAUCGGUAACAAAAAAGGAGAAGCAUCAAAUUACGGAAAUCUAGGAACUGUGUUUCAAUCUGUUGGUCAAGAUACCAAGGCUGAAGAGUACCUUCAGAAAGCACUGGUGAUCAGUAAAGAAAUCGGUGACAAACAAGGAGAAGCAUCUGCUUACGGAAAUCUAGGAACUGUGUUUCUUUCUGUUGGCCAUUUUACCAAGGCUGAAGAAUACUUGCAAAAAGCACUAGUGAUCAGGAAAGAAAUCGGUGAUAAAGAAGGAGAAGCAUCAGAUUACAUAAAUCUAGGAACUGUGUUUAAUUUUUAUGGUCAAUAUACCAAGGCUGAAGAAUACCUUCAAAAAGCACUAGUGAUCACGAAAGAAAUCGGUGACAAAAGAGGAGAAGCAUCUGCUUACGGAAAUCUAGGAACUGUGUUUCAAUCUGUUGGUCAAUAUACCAAGGCUGAAGAAUACCUUGAAAAAGCACUAGUGAUCAGGAAAGAAAUCGGUGACAAACACGGAGAAGCAUUAGGUUACGGAAAUCUAGGAACUGUGUUUCAAUCUGUUGGUCAAUAUACCAAGGCUGAAGAAUACAUUCAAAAAGCACUAGUGAUCAGGAAAGAAAUCGGUGAUAAAGAAGGAGAAGCAUCUGCUUACAGAAAUCUAGGAAAUGUGUUUCAAUCUGUUGGUCAAUAUACCAAGGCUGAAGAAUACCUUCAAAAAGCACUAGUGAUCAGGAAGGAAAUCGGUGACAAAGAAGGAGAAGCAUCAGAUUACGGAAAUCUAGGAAGUGUGUUUAAAUCUUUUGGUCACUAUACCAAGGCUGAAGAAUACCUUGAAAAAGCACUAGUGAUCAGGAAAGAAAUCGGUGACAAACACGGAGAAGCAUCUGCUUACAGAAAUCUAGGAACUGUGUUUCAAUCUGUUGGUCAAUAUACCAAGGCUGAAGAAUACCUUCAAAAAGCACUAGUGAUCGGGAAAGAAAUCGGUGACAAACAAGGAGAAGCAUCUGCUUACGGAAAGCUAGGAGCUGUCUUUGUUUCGUUUGGUCAAUAUACCACGGCAGAAGAAUACCUUCAAAAAGCACUUGUGAUCAAUCAAGAAAUCGGAGACAAAGCUGGUGUUGGAGUUUCAUACUUAAAUUUGGCAAACCUUUGUCGAGAAUUUCAACUUACUGCAAAGUGUCAAGAAUUUGCUAAUAAAGCACUUGAGAUAAGUUACGAAAUAGGGGACAUUGAAAUGCAGUUUGAAAGCCACCUUUCCAUUGCUGUGAACGAGUUAGUGACAGGAGGAAGCGUAACUGAACUUCUGCGAAAUCUGCUUGAAAGCAUUCAGAAGUGCGAGGAAAUGCAUGAUUUUUUAAGAGCGAAAGAUCAAUUCAAAAUUUCAUUUUUUGAUGAGCAUGUGUCCCCUUACCUUCUUCUUUGUACGUUGUUAAUUGCUGGAAGCAGUUAUUAUGAAGCUCUUUACGUUGCCGAGCUUGGACGAUCCAGAGCACUGACAGACGUACUUUCAGAUAAUUACUCUGUGGAAAAAGGGAUAUCAGUCAACCCACAGUCAUAG